Opisthorchis viverrini is the source of this 480-nucleotide messenger RNA. RefSeq lists its product as hypothetical. Gene Ontology annotation, molecular function: RNA binding; structural constituent of ribosome. Bases 1 to 480 code for a protein of 159 amino acids. The record is from RefSeq and is a predicted model, not a curated record. NCBI's taxonomy places the organism in Eukaryota, Metazoa, Platyhelminthes, Trematoda, Opisthorchiida, Opisthorchiidae. Gene Ontology annotation, cellular component: cytosolic small ribosomal subunit. The transcript is spliced from 2 exons.
AUGUUGCUGCCGAUUGAUACGCGGAAUGCUAUUUACGAGAAGAUUAUCCAGGAUGGUGUUUUGACGGCAAGAAAUGAUAUUCGCCCCUGCUACAAUCACCCAACUAUUUCCACACGCAAUCUUCAUGUGAUUAAAACUAUGCGGUCACUGAAAUCUCGCGGUUGGGUGCGUGAGCAGUACGCAUGGCGGACCUACUACUGGUUCUUGACGAAUGACGGUCUCACACACCUACGGGAGGUCUUACAUUUACCCUCGGAUAUCAUUCCGGCCACUAUGAAGCAACCGGCCAGGGAUCUCCGCAUGUUUGGGCAAGGAAUGGAAGCCUCUGGGCGCGGUGCUCCUUCAGACGGCCGUGUUGCCUUUCGCCGUGGUACAGUCACUCCUGGAGCUCCCGGUUUUGGAGCACCAGGUAAGGAAGCCAUGGUUGGCGAGGGCGAAGUUCACUUCCGUGGAGGAUUUGGUCGCGGAAGACCUAUGUAA